Lodderomyces oxycetoniae is the source of this 2331-nucleotide messenger RNA. It is a transcript of the gene PIN4, whose product is annotated as Pin4p. The transcript has a single exon. Gene Ontology annotation, molecular function: mRNA binding. NCBI's taxonomy places the organism in Eukaryota, Fungi, Ascomycota, Pichiomycetes, Serinales, Debaryomycetaceae. Bases 1 to 2331 code for a protein of 776 amino acids. The record is from RefSeq and is a predicted model, not a curated record. Gene Ontology annotation, cellular component: ribonucleoprotein complex; cytoplasm; nucleus.
AUGGAAUCAUUGAUACACCGUCGUCCUUCGUUGUCACCCCUGUCAUCUGCGUCGGGGUACUCUUCCUCAUCGACGGCAUUCAACAAUAAUACCACCACCAACAACAACAACAACAGUAGCAAUCCUCCUGUGAUUGUGUCCAAUCAGCGGUUGUCGAAUAUUAAGAUGAAUUUGCAAUCUUCAUGGUUGAACCAGGCAACCUCGGCAGCAACUUCUGUAGGGCCUUGGGUCGAACAGCAGCAGCAGCAAACACUAGACGGUUUGGAUAAGAAGUCUCUUGAGGAAACGGCCAAAAAUCAAGAACCAGGCCGAUUUGCCGAGAACUCUGCCAAUCAGACUAAACGCAAUGAUAAUGAUACAAUUACCCAAAUGAACGACACGAAACAAAAUAAUGACACUGAUAAUGAGAUAAAUAGGAUAAAUGCCAGCAAGGGGAGUACCAAUAGUGGGAAAGGCACUCUUGUUGGUGGCACUGAUACCAGUGGUGGUGGUGGUGGUGGUACUAAUGAUGAUGGAAACAAGAAGAAAAAAGAUAGAAAAGGAGAAGAAGGAAAAGAAGAAGGGGUGACAAAUGUUGAUAAUGAUAACGAUGACAAUGAUGAUGACGAUGACGAUGAUAAUAAUGACGAUGAUGACGACGACGACGACGACGACGAACUAAUCCCUACUGCUAUUGUGAUUAAAAAUAUUCCCUUUGCUAUCAAAAAGGAACAGUUGUUAGAUGUGAUGACAAAACUAAACCUCCCUCUACCAUAUGCAUUCAACUACCAUUUUGAUAAUGGAGUUUUUCGAGGAUUGGCAUUUGCGAAUUUCACAACUACAGAUGAAACUUCCCUUGUUGUUAAUCGUUUAAAUGGUCGAGAAAUUGGAGGUAGGAAAUUGAGAGUCGAGUAUAAGAAGAUGUUACCUGCACAAGAACGUGAAAGAAUUGAGCGCGAAAGAAGGGAAAAAAGAGGCCAAUUGGAAGAGCAGCACAGAACAAACUCUAAUGUUUCUUUGGUGUCGUUGUUAUCGCAAGCAUCGACUACUGCUGCCACUAAAAAUUUGAGUGUCGCUGGUGGCGGCAUUUCCACAACAACGCAAGAGCGGUUUUUCCUCAACCUUCCCUUUGGCAAUUCACUGUUUGCAACUCCUUCAAUUGAGAUAAACUUUAACGACCCCGAAGUAUUGGAGUUGUACACUCAAUUGGUGUUGUAUCGUGAUGACGUUACGAGGUCGGUUUUUGAAUUGGCAAUAUCGCCAAUCAAUUUGAAUUUAGUACAAAGAAAGAUCAUUUCAUACGUUUGCAACUAUUUGAACUUAUUGGAAUUGUUUGAUAAUGGAUUGGUGAUUAUUCGCAGAAAGCCAGGGUACAUAUCUGUAGCUCCAUUGGCACAACAAGUUCCCAAUCAAGCGCACCAACAACAGCAACACAGCCACCACCUCGCGCCACAUCAUUCUACUUCAAUGAUGAAUCUUAAUCAAAUUGCAAGUAUCCAGAAUCCCGAAUUGUUGCGCUCUCAAUCACAGUCUGCCUUGCCUUUGCCUAGAUUGAGACAGCAGACUUCUACUCCAGUGACGCAACAACAACAACAACAACAACAACAACAACACCAGCAGCAGCUGCUGCAGCUGCAACAACAACAACAACACCAGCAGCAGCAGCAGCAACAACAGCAACAGCAGCAACAACAACAACAACAACUGUAUCAACAACAACAUGUGCCAAGCUAUGCUGUCUACCUGCAGCAACUGCAUCUUUCACAACAAAGGCCAUAUUCUCAACACGGGUACUAUCAGACGCCACAGCAGCAGCAACAACCACAACCACAACCACAACCACAACCACAACAGCAGCAGCAGCAGCAACAACAACAACAACCACAAGUAAAUCCCAUCAAUCUGCUUCAACAAGUUCACCAAUCACAAACGUUUACCCCAAGUUCAAGCUCUGCUGCAGCGUUACUCAGGUCUAGUAGCAAUAGAUCAUAUGUUGAUGUCAGAGCGACCCCUCCGUUAAACAGUUAUUCCCACCAGGUUCACAAUUUGACACAUGGGGGUCAACAGACGCAAGCAUCAUCGAUCACGAGCUCGCCAAUUCAACAAAAUCAACAACAAUUUUUUCCAGGGAACAAUCCGUCGCAACCACAAACGCCUCUUAGCACCAAUUUACGUUUUCAGCCAUUUAGUCAACAUGUUACUUCAAGUUUUACAAAUUUACCUCAAACUGCCAAUAGCGUUGAUGAGUAUAAUAGCAAUUCAGACAUUUCGUCUAAAUUUAAUACAUUAGGUCUAGGAGGAUUGGCAAAUGGCGGGUAUGAAGGGAGUAAUGGUAUUUGGGGAACAAAAUAG